Molecule: messenger RNA, 906 nt
Organism: Fusarium mangiferae
Lineage: Eukaryota; Fungi; Ascomycota; Sordariomycetes; Hypocreales; Nectriaceae
Exons: 4
Coding region: 1-906 (301 amino acids)
Source: RefSeq, a predicted model, not a curated record
AUGGCGACCCUUCCUGCCAAUCCUCACAUUGCUGUCGCCGUCGUGAUAGACGGUAGGCGAGCUCAGGAGUAUCAACCCCCUUGGCUCCUAUCGCCUCCCGAGUCGAACAGGAGACAUGGCCUGCCUAUCGCUAAAUGCUACAUUGAAUCCCAAUCCCAAAAAGCGUUCAAGAUUCAGUGUCGGGUUUCACCUCGCUUCUCAUUCCCGCCUGAUACGGACUUGCUCCUCGUCUCUGUCUUCGUCGAUGGGCAUUUCUUUGACUCGAGGGCUUUUCCAAAAACAGAACUCGGUUGCAUCGAGGAAAUAGGGCAUAGACAGCGAGAUCCCACAGACCCCUCGUCCGGCUGGUACAACAUGACUUUUCAAAAGCUCACAAGUGUGGAAGACGCUGAUCAGAAGACAAUCAACGCUGAUUCUCAGCGUAUAAAGACCGUAGGAAUUAUUCGGGUCGUUGUUGGUGUUGCCAAAAGCGUGACACGCUCUCCCAAAGCUCCUAGGUUUGACGAUGGCAAGAGGCAUGAGCCCCUUCGCACUUCUCGAAACGGACUUGCUCCCAAUGAUCUUGAGCAAGGCCUUGGAACCAGGUUUGACGAUGGUGAGAGCAACAAGUUCCUUGAAUUUUCCCAAAAGGUACUUGUUCUCAACAAUCUCGACCAAGGCCAUGGGACUAGCUACCACAAGGUUGAUGAUGCUUUCGAUUCUGUUACCUUACCUUGUCGGAAUAGACAGGCCCUUGGAUGUUUCGUCUUUUACUAUCGGCCUUAUGACGUUCUCCAUGCUGAGGAUAUACUUAACCCCAACUUCGUCAAUCAUGAUGCUCAUGGCAUGCGGCUCUCAACUCAAGACGACAGAGUCAGUAUCAUGUCUAAUGGACGUAUUGCCAUCGACUUGACUCGUGGCCCGUAA